AUGAACCCUUCCCGGGCUCCCCGGCUGAGCUCAUGUGUUUUGUGCAAGCAGCGCAAGAUCAAAUGCGAUCCGACAACGCGGCCUUGCGCGCAGUGCAUCAAGGCGCAGGUCGAGUGCAUCGAGGGGACGCGAAUAACAACCCGCACCCGCCGGCGCCCCCAGCAAGAGCUCCUGGAGCGCCUUGCCCGGUGCGAGGAGCUCCUUAAGCAGCAGCAGCAAGGGACAAGCUCGACAAACUCUCCAAUGACUCAAUCCCCCCAGCCGAGAGGGACGGACGAAAGCGCACCGGAGCCUGUCUCCGUCGAAGAGCCGCAGACGCGCCUCAAGCCAAAGUCAGCAGGCGGCAAAAUGGUCAAUGACAAGGGCAAGGUCCAGUUCAUGGACAGCCAGGCAUGGGUUAACAUUCAUGAGGAAAUUCACGCCAUUAAAGAGCUUGUCGAGGCCGAUGAGCCAGACAAUAGCAGCGCUUUCGGGUCCGAGCCAUCGGCCAAUAGUGAUGUACUCUUCUCCGAUCCGUUCCCCAACCGGAGCAUCGAGGAUCUCCGGCCAGAGCCAAUCCAUAUCUUCAAGCUCUGGCAGGUAUUUGUCGCCCGGGUAAAUCCCAUUGUCAAGGUCGUUCACGUUCCCACGGUGCAGUCGCAGGUCAUGGCGGCGUCAACAGAUUUCAACAGCAUCCCUUUGCGCUCCCAAGCACUUCUAUUUGCUAUUUUCGCCAUGGCCGUACUUUCGUUGACCAAGGACGAAGCGUUGGAGAUUCUGGGAAGUUCCCGACAAGAUUACCUCAGAAGACUUCACGUUGGCACAAAGAUUGCGCUUGCUAAGCUUGAUUUCCUCAAUAACUACGACAUGGUCGUGCUUCAAACCUUGUUACUCUAUUUUUUCUCACUCGAAAACACUUACAACAGCCACGCAACUUGGAUUCUCGGCGGACUGAUAGUUCGUCUCGCACAAAAGAUGGGCUACCACCGCGAUGGAGAGACAUUGGGCCUGACCCCUUACGAGACAGAGAUGCGCCGGCGGAUAUGGUGGCAGAUAGUGCUGCAGGACUGCAAGAACGCCCUCGUCUCCGGUUUGAGCCACUCGAUGCUCCUUAAGAACUGGGACACCAAGAUGCCACAGAACGUCAACGACGCCGACCUUUUCCCCGGCUCUUCGGAGCCCAUCUACCCCAGAGAGGGACCUACCGAAAUGGGGUUCUGCCUCUACAGCUACCACCUCGCCAAGUUUCUGACGGACGCCGAGUCCCUCUAUGAAUCCGAUUCUCCCAAUCCGUGGGAUCAUGACGAGCUUUUGCUUCUCCCACUGACGCAGCGGAACAAACAGCUCGUCGAAAGGCUCGAGAACUCCCUCAACGAGUUAGAGGAGCGGUAUAUUGAUGCGUACGCCGGUAACAUACACGUUUUUUCCUUGGCCCUGCGCCCAAUCCUGGUCGCAAAGACGCGGGAGAUGACGAUCCCCAUGAGGCAGCAGCCAGAAUGGGGCACGGAAAUCUUCAACAAGAAGGACAACCUGUUCAAGACGGUGCUGAUUGCCGCCGAGGACUUGCGGAAUAUAUACGAAGUCUCGAUCCAGACGGGGUUUGUCUGGUUCGUCAAGCAUCACUUCCGCCUCGACGUCCUGGCAUUCCUCGUUGCGCAGCUGUGCCAGCGCCCCAUCGGCAUUCUCACGGACCGCGGCUGGAGGUUCGUGGAGACCGUGUACAGCUAUGAAGACCAGCUCUUUGACCUCACCCAGCGGCCCUUUGCCCAGCAAGCAAAACUCGUGGUCAGGGCGUGGGACGUCCGCCAGCGGGUUCACGCUCAGGCCGGCACGGUGCUGGAGACGCCCGAGUUCGUUCGACGCUUGCAGGAGGCUCUGGGCACAACCGGCAGCCGGGCAGUCAAAUCGGCCGGGUCAUCACACCAGGCAGAGGAGACGGAGGUGGAGGCGGAGGCGGACCAGAGUCUGGAGAGUGCCUUCGAUGUCUUGGGGUCUGACUGGCAGGCUUUGCCGGACAUUACUUACUCUCAGGGGCAAAUGGGCCCGGACUUCUAUGGGAAUCAGUUUGGACCCUUUUACUGA
Messenger RNA from Clonostachys rhizophaga, 2061 nucleotides. Lineage: Eukaryota; Fungi; Ascomycota; Sordariomycetes; Hypocreales; Bionectriaceae. The record is from the annotation of a GenBank genome assembly.